UUUCAAUAAGGUACACGCAACCUGUUCUGAAACUCAUCCAUAAUAAUGUGGAAGAAGAAUUGAAGACUCUAAGUCGUCGAUGAUAAAUGCGUUCGAACGUUCGUUGAGAUCAUAGUCAGUUGCUUCGAGUUGUUCGAAGUAGUCGGAUCGUUUAUCGUUUUCGUUACGUGCCGUUCUUCCAAUAAUUUCAAAGCAUCCAAAUAGAAACGUGUCUACUUACUUGCUUAAUUAUCUCAUUUUCUGUUUUUUCUUCUCUCUCUCUUCCUUUUUUAAAAAUUAUUUUUUUUCGCUUUCAACAUAUUUUUUUUUUUUAUUUAGUUUAUUUUUGGCAAUGUGUAUUAGCAGUGGUAUUAGGUGGACACGUGAAUUUGACAAAAGAUGAUCAAAGUACUCUGAUCUGAUAACAAGAUUCUAUUUCUACGAAACACGAAAGAGAUGAAACAAAUUAAUUUUAUUAUGAUUCCGAUGAUCAGUGAAUUUUAAAGCAGAAAAUAAGACAGAAAUAUAAAAAACACGAAGAACAAAAAUUAAUGAUUAAUGCAACUAUCAGCAAAAUGCAGUGACGAGAAUCAAUAUUUGUGAUUUCUUCGAUUUAAUCUAGUAAUAUUAUAAUCCCUAGUGAUUGGUGAAUAUACACUAUAGAAUAUAAAAAAUAGAUCAACCUAGUGAUCUGUAAAUAAUUAGUAAAAUUCCAAAAAUGGCUACCAUCUUAUCCGACGAGGAUGGGAACGCAAUGAAAUUAAAACAAAAACUCUUAAAUCGUUCCAAUAAUAAUAAGGAAGAAACACGUUCCUUUUUAAAUUUUUCCCGAGAAAAUUUGAAUAUAUCACAAGUUGAUUUGGAACAAGUAUUCACCAAAAGGCGUUGCAGACCUAAAAGACACACAGUCUUAAGUACUGCUGCGUUAUUAAUAGCUCUUUUAUGUUUCGGCCUGGAAACAUGGAAAUUGCGUUGCUCUUUGGUGAAUUCUCGUGAGAUCGAAGAAUUGAAGAAAGAUGUUAAAAGUUUGAAACAUAGAUUUUUACAGCAAGAUCUUUUGGACGAACUUAAGGCGUUCGAAGAACAACUUUAUGCCGGAGAGUCUACUGACGAGGAAGAUCCCGGAGAAGUAGACAUUGAUAACACCGAAUACGAUUCAAAUUACGAUGACGAUUCCUCGUCUUCAUCUUCAUCCUCUUCCUCUUCGUCCUCCUCUUCCUCGUCUUCGCACGAUUAUUCCAAUGAUUAUCAUACCUCAUCCGUAAUUUCAAAGAACUCGGAUUUUCCUAAAACAACUACUUCGACAUUAACAAAAAUAACAACAAAAACACCAAUACAAUCAACAACAACAUCUAGAUCAACUUCUAAUAACUUGGAAACAACUUCUACAUCAGAUCCUGUUUCGGAUAAAGCUAUGGUUGAAUUACUUGCUGCUUUAAGAAAAGCUGAGGCUAAGCAAGGUGAAAAAUUUGAAAAAAAUGUUCGACAUAUUCAUCGAAAUCUUGAACGGGAACGUUUAGAAAACGUCGAUGUUCUUGCUGACGAUGACGAAGACAACGACGAGGAUGACGAAGACGUCGACGACGACGAUGACGACGACGACAACGACGACGACGAAAACGACGAGACAAAUGACAAUUCUGACGUUGUUAAUUUGGAUCCUAUUAAAAGAAAAAGAUCGAUUACAGAGGAAAAUAUUUCGGAUGAUGUCAUUUUGAAUAGGACUUCUCGACAAAGAAAUCAUAUGAAAAAAUUUGCUUCCCCGAGACAUCGUUUUCAUAACAACGAAGAAUCUGGAAGAAUUGCGCACAAUGAUCGUGAUCAAAUUAGAUCGAUCACUUCCUUGGAAAGACAUCCUCCAAAGAAGUUUAACUCCCACUCGCAUCCGUCUGAAACGUCUCGGGCAUUUCCUUCGAGCCGUUACGAUGACGAUAAUUUAAGCGACGAAAUUGCUCGAUCAACUCUGCAACUUGAUGAAAGAGGAAAGGAUUACGCAGACCGAACCAAAUGGAGAUCAUCCCAUGACAAUAUGGGAAGCUUAAACGUUUCCGGAGGAUUACGUCGAGUAGUUAAUAGACGUCACUUGAGAACACCUCGUCAGAUUUUUGCAGUACAUUACGGCGCAGAUAGUACACUUUUCUCUCAAGACGAUGAACAUACUGGCAAUGGUCGAGGUCGUCACGGGAAUGGUGUCUUCAAAGCUUGGAGACCAAGUGAUUGGGUUUCGGAUUUAGGCAUGAGUAAAUAUUUUACUUUAGCUAAUGAUGGUAAACUUACUGUUCACGAGCCUGGAUUAUAUUUGAUUUAUGCACAAAUUCAUUAUCUCGAUGAGCACGAUGAAAAUGGUUUCAAAUUACUGGUAAACAGUAGACCAUUAUUUCAAUGCACGAUUUUCAGUCCAACCAGUGGCCACAAAAGUCGAUCUUGUUUUUCGGCUCAAAUAACUUUUCUUCAAGCUGGAGAUGUAUUGGUUCUUAAAGACGUUGCUGGUGAUAGAUAUACACUUUUCCAAUACGAUAAGAGUUUCUUCGGUUUGGUAAAAUUAGGAGAAUCCAGACAGCAAAGGCACCCCUCGUCUACGCAAUUACCAUUAUAGUGAUUGGUUCGUCUUAUCAUAGUAUAUUAGCAUAAUAUUUAGAUGAAUACAAAUCAACAGAAAAAAAGGUAAUGUACAUAUAGAUAUAAUAUUUUAUUGUUUUUUUUCUAUCCUUUUUUUAAAUAAUAGAUCGUUGCUACGUUGAUUUUCAUUAUAUUUUCUCGUCCUUUUUUAACGCUUUACUUUUACAUAUACACGUAUUUUAUAAUAUUUCGAGAGUGUUUGAAUAAAAUACGUUUGAUGUUAUUUUAAAUAAUAAUUACCACGUCGUUAUUAUAUCAUAGAGCUUUAAUUAAAUAGCCAUGCGAUAAUUAAACCAAACGCAAUGUGUGUGAUGCAUAGGAAUGUAAAUAAUAUUUUAUAUUUUGUUAUUAAAAUAAAUAGAAC
Messenger RNA from Polistes canadensis, 2962 nucleotides. It is a transcript of the gene egr, whose product is annotated as MATH and LRR domain-containing protein PFE0570w. Gene Ontology annotation, molecular function: receptor ligand activity; tumor necrosis factor receptor binding. Bases 698 to 2575 code for a protein of 625 amino acids. Gene Ontology annotation, biological process: immune response. The record is from RefSeq and is a predicted model, not a curated record. Gene Ontology annotation, cellular component: membrane. The transcript has 6 exons. NCBI's taxonomy places the organism in Eukaryota, Metazoa, Arthropoda, Insecta, Hymenoptera, Vespidae.